Messenger RNA from Cololabis saira (Pacific saury), 421 nucleotides. RefSeq names its product ATP synthase membrane subunit j (gene atp5mj). The coding region runs from base 140 to 298 and encodes 52 amino acids. Gene Ontology annotation, cellular component: mitochondrion. The transcript is spliced from 4 exons. The record is from RefSeq and is a predicted model, not a curated record. Lineage: Eukaryota; Metazoa; Chordata; Actinopteri; Beloniformes; Belonidae.
GUGGCGCUACGUCGCAAACCAGGACUGCAGUUCUACCCGAUUAAGAAGCGAAGAAGAAGAAGCUCCCCCACGACUUUGACUGGGACCUGGUUGUUGUGACCUCCAACUGCAGCUUCACGAUCUAAACCGUAAGUUCAAGAUGACUGGACGUGCAUUUCAAAAUUGGUGGGGCUUGGUGAGCCCUUACUACACAAAGGCAUACCAAGAAAUGUGGGCUGGACUUGGCAUCAUGACCUAUUUGUACUACAAAGUUUCCUACGGGGGCAAGAAGGCAGUGAAGGACAAGCCUGCACAUUGAGCUUCUCACCAUGAUGGACCCCCCCCUGCUGUGAUAUAAUACCACAAGUCUUCAGUCCAGAAGUCCAGCUUCACCUUUGAAUUUUUGUUAAUAUGGAUCAAAUAAAAUUAUCUUCAACUUUGA